Messenger RNA from Radiomyces spectabilis, 936 nucleotides. Its product is annotated as NADH-ubiquinone oxidoreductase complex I, 21 kDa subunit-domain-containing protein. The transcript is spliced from 4 exons. NCBI's taxonomy places the organism in Eukaryota, Fungi, Mucoromycota, Mucoromycetes, Mucorales, Radiomycetaceae. The coding region runs from base 220 to 714 and encodes 164 amino acids. The record is from RefSeq and is a predicted model, not a curated record.
GACUCGUAAGUGCAUAUUUAUCAUUCAUCAUUGAAAACGUAUUGGACUUACUGUUUGGGUUUUUCUUGUAUUUUACUUCUAUUACUUUGUAUCGCCUUGCCAUUGACGUUGCAUCGACUAAUCACCAUUACACACACUUCGACCUAUUGUGACGACAUUCGUGUACCUACUCCAUUCACUGUCUGACUUAUUGUUGACCCGUCAUACCUUCCAACAGCAAUGCCCGUUAAAGAAUUCAACACCCCCUACCCUGUCAUCGAUACCGAUCCUCACUUUGGUCGCGUCGUUCGCUACUUUAGAACUUCCGAUUACGCCACAUGGGCCGGUCUGACUGCCGCUGGUCCCGCCAUUUUGCUCGGCAUGGAAAAAAUGAAUCCUGUUGCUGGCGGUCGUCAUUUGCGUAUUCCUCUUCGAAUUGCCACUGCUGUCACCGCUUUUGGUGGUUUCUUGUAUGCCUAUCAACGAAGCAGCUUCCGUUUCUACGGUUGGGAAGAAAAUGCCGCAGAAGUUGAGAAGGAUAAGGCUGAGAUGAGCCAACGCCUCAAGGAGGGCAAAUCUUUAUACGGCGACAGCUUGAUGCCUGAACACACUUUGAACGACUCGGCCAGAAACUCUCGAUUCGCGCAAUUGAAGUUUGCUGCCAUUCCUUGGUUCAACUUUGCCAACCAUAACAACCAUGGUGUUGAUACCUCCAAAUACUCAGAGUCGUCUUAAACGCGAAACACUGCAUAAUAAAACUGGUAAAAAAUUAUACAAUUUUGUGACAUAGAAACAAACUGGUUUUUUUUAUUGCCCGUCCGUGCUUCAACAAACUGGCCAAAUGGUUUUGAUUGAGUGUGAGAUGAAUAAAAGGGUCGGCAAACAGAUAGGUGGUACCGUGACAAGUAAAGCGGGGAGCUUUGCCGAUUCGUGUUGUUUGAGUAAGAUCAUGGAAAC